UAGUAAACAAUAUGGCUGAAGAAGUAUUGUUGCUUGGGGCGUGGGCAAGCCCUUUUACUAGCAGAGUAGAGUUAGCUCUGAAACUGAAAGGUGUCCAAUACAAAUACUCCGACGAAGAUCUUAACAACAAGAGCCCUUCGCUUCUGCAAUACAAUCCCAUUUACAAGAAGGUUCCUGUGCUUGUACACAAUGGAAAGCCUAUUGUGGAGUCUCAAGUUAUUCUUGAGUACAUCGAUGAGACCUGGCAAGGCUAUCCCCUUUUGCCCAAAGAUCUUUAUGAGAGAGCCAUUGCACGUUUCUGGGUCAAGUUCAUUGACGACAAGUGCUGGCCGGCUUUACAGAAAGUUUUCAUUGGCGAAGAGAAGGGACGUGAGAAGGCCGUGGAAGAAGCAUAUGAGGUUCUUAAGUUUCUAGAGAAAGAACUCAAGGAAAAGAGGUUCUUUGGAGGAGAGAGUAUUGGAAUGGUAGACAUUGCUGCUAACAUCAUAGGCUAUUGGCUUGGAGCUUGUGAAGAAGCUACGGGGGUAGAGUUGUUGACAAGAGAGAAAUUUCCCAAGCUUAGCAACUGGAUCGACGAGUUUGUGAGCAACAGUGUUAUCAAGGAAAAUCUGCCUCCCAGAGACAAACUUGUUCCCUUUUUGCGACAUCGCUUUGGCCUUUAAUUUGAGAGCGUCAAUGCUUCAAAAUAGAUGAGUUUACAGCGCUGGUGCCACUCACAGUUGGUGAAAAUCUAGUGCAUAAUAAUCCACCACUGUAAUAAAUUGGGCAUCUCGAUCAUAUGUGUGUUUGCAAUUUCAUUUUGAUUUGUGUGUCAUGAUAUCUUUCAACAUGUACUCUUGUUUGUGAGCUGCUUAAUUGGCCAGCUUGGGCAAUUUGGAAAUGUGAUAAAAUUCAUGAAAGUAACUCUAGUUUUAGCC
This is a messenger RNA of Alnus glutinosa, 917 nucleotides long. RefSeq names its product glutathione S-transferase U8-like. Gene Ontology annotation, biological process: glutathione metabolic process. The transcript is spliced from 2 exons. The record is from RefSeq and is a predicted model, not a curated record. NCBI's taxonomy places the organism in Eukaryota, Viridiplantae, Streptophyta, Magnoliopsida, Fagales, Betulaceae. Gene Ontology annotation, cellular component: cytoplasm. Bases 12 to 662 code for a protein of 216 amino acids. Gene Ontology annotation, molecular function: glutathione transferase activity.